Molecule: messenger RNA, 790 nt
Organism: Mixia osmundae IAM 14324
Lineage: Eukaryota; Fungi; Basidiomycota; Mixiomycetes; Mixiales; Mixiaceae
Exons: 5
Coding region: 65-661 (198 amino acids)
Source: RefSeq, a predicted model, not a curated record
CCGCCGCCGCUGCUUGACAUCCACCCGGGCUCUGACCACUUUCGGCCUCCUCUGGGCAUACAGCAUGGCUGUGGCUCCUCAGUUUGCACUCCAUAGACUGCCGGGCGGCCCUGCCAGUCGGCACUCGAUCGAGCUCUACAUCGACUUUGUAUGUCCCUUCAGCAAGAAGCAAUUGCUCGGCGUUCGGGACAACCUCCUACCGAUACUGCCCAAAGAUGUUGCCGUCAUCAUAAGACAAGUUCCCCAGCCCUGGCACGCCGCGUCGACGCUCGUUCACGAGGCAGCAAUAGCAGUCAGCAAGCUCGUCGAUGACGCUCAAACUUUCUGGCAAUUCGCCUAUGCGCUCAUGGAGCACCAAGAAGAAUACUUUGACGAGGCGGUCGAGAACGAGACGCUUGCUCAGAUAAGACGCAGACUCGCCAAGCUCGCUCAUGACUCUGUUGGCGUCGAAGAAAGUGCUUUCCUGGAUCUCGUCAAGACCGGUCAGGGCAACAGUGGCAACAAGGUCGGCGCAGAUCUCAAACUACAGGUCAAGCUCGGUCGACAGAAUGGCAUUCAUGUGACGCCUACCGUGUUGCUUGACGGGCUCGUCGAUCCGUCCGUCUCGAGCAGCUUUGGCAAGGACGAGUGGGCCAAGUAUGUCAAGGAGAAGCUCUCAUGACUAUCUGUUCACCUGUAGCCACGCCAUCAUGACAUAGAGGAUCGCAUCACAUUCUGCACCGUUGUAGAACACGCUUGCAUGUACCUGACAUGCUCGUGUGAGAGAAAGAGUUGUCCAGACUGAGUAUGC